AUGGCUGUUUUUCAUCGCCAUCUUUAUGUUUUGGCUCCUCUGCAUUCGUGUUUAUCAAUUGCUCGCCACCCCAUAUCACAACACAAGCUGGGAAAUUCAUUUAAGUGCCCAACUUUUGUGCCAUUUGCUUUGCCAAAUUGUAACCAUGCACCUGCCGUAUCUUCUUUUACUCAGUUGGUCGAGAGUUUGAUAAAUGGUGUAGAUUUAUCGGAAGCUGAAGCCGAGGCGUCUCUCGAUUUCUUGUUGGAUGGUGCUGAUGAGGCAUUGAUUAGUGCAUUUCUGGUGCUUUUGAGAGCUAAAGGAGAAACUUAUGAAGAAGUAGUUGGAUUUGCAAGAGCAAUGAUUAAGUGCUGUAGGAAAGUGGAAGGGCUAAGUGAUGCAGUUGACAUUGUUGGGACUGGUGGUGAUGGUGCGAACACGGUGAACAUUUCUACUGGAGCUUCAAUUCUUGCUGCGGCUUGUGGUGCAAAAGUUGCUAAGCAAGGUAAUAGGUCGAGUUCAUCUGCCUGUGGUAGUGCUGAUGUACUUGAAGCAUUGGGGGUUGCUAUUAACUUGGACCCUGAGGGGGUAAAAAGGUGCGUGCAUGAAGCAGGGAUUGGCUUCAUGAUGUCUCCAAUUUAUCAUCCUGCAAUGCAGAUUGUUAGACCAGUCAGGAAAAAGCUAAAAGUAAAGACUGUAUUCAACAUCUUGGGCCCCAUGUUGAAUCCAGCGCGAGCUCCUUUUGCUGUAGUUGGGGUGUACAAAGAAGAUCUAGUUCAUAAAAUGGCUAAAGCACUCCAAAGGUUUGGCAUGAAAAGGGCAUUAGUAGUUCACUCUGAGGGACUGGAUGAGAUGAGUCCCCUUGGGCCUGGACUAGUCCUUGAUGUCACGUCAGACAAGAUAGAAAGUUUCUCGGUUGAUCCAUUGGACUUUGGGAUGCCACGAUGCACUCUGGAUGAUCUGCAAGGUGGAGGUCCCGAGUACAACGCUGAUGUACUAAAGCGUGUACUAUCAGGAGAAAAAGGGUCGACUGCUGAUGCCUUGGUGCUAAAUGCAGCAGCAGCGCUCUUGGUUAGUGGACAUGUAAACAAUCUGGGAGAAGGAGUGGAUCUGGCUCGUAAAACACAUCUAUCGGGCAAAGCAAUCAGGACCUUGAAUUUGUGGAAAGAUAUCUCAAAUGUCAAAGAAGAAGCACUGACAGAUGAUCCGGUAAAAAAGACUCAUUAUAUCAGACAAAGAGAGGCUUUCUCAGAUUUUGUAGAAACUUGCGUGCUAUAUGUAAAUCAGUCAGAUGUUGUAGAUGCUUAA
Fraxinus pennsylvanica is the source of this 1287-nucleotide messenger RNA. The record is from the annotation of a GenBank genome assembly. Lineage: Eukaryota; Viridiplantae; Streptophyta; Magnoliopsida; Lamiales; Oleaceae.